Messenger RNA from Protopterus annectens (West African lungfish), 3415 nucleotides. RefSeq names its product ubiquitin domain containing 1 (gene UBTD1). Bases 929 to 1639 code for a protein of 236 amino acids. Gene Ontology annotation, molecular function: protein binding. The record is from RefSeq and is a predicted model, not a curated record. The transcript has 3 exons. Lineage: Eukaryota; Metazoa; Chordata; Ceratodontiformes; Protopteridae.
UCAGUAUGUCUCCGGAAAGGAGGUGUUGAUUUCGGCAGUUGUAGUACUCGGUAGAACACUGUUAGUAAUAAAAGUUAGAGCAGUCUCGAGUAGCGAGAGGUUAGCCUGGUCGCUUGGACGUGACUUUAGGGCGGAUGGUUUAUUCGAUUAGGCAGAGUGCGGUGGGGCAAAAGUUUCUGAGGAACGCUGGGAAAAGUUGGUCAGUGACACAGUUUUAGAGUAAAUAUAGACGCAGCAGGACGUAGUUUGAUCUCGGAGAUUAAAUUACUACUGAUUCUGAAACUCAGGGAGUAGUACUGCAGCCUACCAGAGGACGGACAGCUUCUGCCUGCUGCUUGAAUUCGAGGUUAAACAGUUUGGGCAGAGUGAAUGGGGUGUUGGGAGUCACAUACAAGAGGAAAAACUGGAUGUUUCAUCUGCAUACAACGAUCCUUUUUUGUUGACUGGAUGUUACGCCUCCGUUUGCUCGGAUUUCUUACUUCUUUGUGGGGCAAAGUAGUUAAUGUACGUUGAGCACAACGAUCCAAACCCGGAUAAAACAGACUUGGACUUAAAACCAGCUGUGAAAAUAAAAGAACGGAAAGUGUAUCAGAAGAUGCGUUGUUAUGGGGAAAUUUCGGGCACGUUCCUAAUGGAAUGUUGUUGGGGUGGUUGAGGAGACGCAGAUUAGUGACAGGAGUAAUCUUAUCUGAUUGUGUGGAUAACCUGUUGGGAAGAAAAGCGGGACUAUAUUUUUCAGUAUUGCCGUUUCCGGAAAAUAAAACUUUUCCACCUUGGAAAAUUUUGGACGAUUGCCUAGAAUAGUCUGUUCAUGCGGAUCAGUGUUGAGUUUGGGUGGAGAUCGGGUUGUGCCGGCUAACAAACUGUAUGUGGAUCUAGUACUGAACCCGUCAGGCUGGUGUAUGGAGCAGCCUUAAGAUUAGCCGAGAUGGGAGGCUGCGUGGGGAGACAACGAGGAGAGUCACCCUCGGGGCAACGAGCGGACAGGAGGAGUCGCAAUUCGGGUGGUAACGCCCGCAAGAGAGCAGGUCGCAAUGAACCAUUGAAAAAAGAAAGGCCCAAGUGGAAGAGUGAGUACCCCAUGACUGAUGGACAGUUACGUAGUAAAAGGGAUGAAUUCUGGGAUACUGCACCAGCAUUUGAAGGACGUAAGGAAAUCUGGGAUGCACUGAAGGCUGCAGCUUAUGCAGUUGAAUCAAAUGAUCACGAAUUGGCACAGGCUAUUUUGGAUGGUGCCAAUGUUAUGCUGCCGUAUGGUUCAUUAACAGAAUGCUAUGAUGAAUUGGGGAACCGUUACCAGCUGCCGGUCUACUGUCUUGCACCUCCGGUAAACCUUAUUACAGAGAAUUGUGAUGAUGAUGGUACAGAUGCUCCAGAACUUCCUUCGAAUGUUAAACGGGAAUUUCAGCUCAAAGUGCGUCUCUCCACUGGAAAGGACGUGAAGCUGACUGUAAGCAUGGCUGAUACCAUUGGCCAGCUAAAGAAACAGCUUUUUGCUGAAGAAGGACUUGAACCAGCUUGGCAGCGCUGGUUCUUUUCUGGGAAGCUACUCACUGACAAAAUAAGAUUACAGGAAACAAAAAUCCAGAAAGAUUUUGUGAUUCAGGUGAUCAUAAAUCAACCAUCAUCCCCCAGCUAAGACUUUCAGAUGAUAUAGAAUAUUGCACAACUAUGCAUCAUUUGAGAUUUUGUAACCUUUCAUCUCAAGGAAGAUCCUAAGUGCAGAGUACUGCAAAUAAUGUCCUUUAAACUUUUCUGUUGACUCUCAUGUUGUAUUCAGUGCCUUUCUCCUUUCGGUGAUGCAAAUUAAUUUAUACAAGUAGUGCAGAUCUAGUUAAUGAUAGACUAGGUGAUGUCUGACAAUUCAUUGCUGACUUAGUUUUCAGUGGCUCUCUAGUUCCUGCAGAUUAAAGGGAUCUUGCCUUUGUAUGAAGACAGUGACUUUGGUUCAAGCUCAAGGAUGUGUGCUAGAGAGCUUUGUCAAUCUUGCAUUAAUUUCCCACAAUAAGAUGUUUGCGAGACUUGACUUGCAUUAAUCAAUCACUUUAUUAUAAAUUCCUUUCAAUGAAAAGGUAGUGAUUGACUCUCUUGGGGGGGGCUUUAUGUUGGGCUCCAUAUUUAUUUGCUGAAAUGGUUUCAUUGUCUUUCAUAUACCAUCUUAGAGCAAACUGUGCUUGGAAAAACGUGUAACGUCUGAGGAGUUUAAAAAAAAAAAAAACUGGAACAAAACCUAGAGCUCCUGGGUUUGCUAAGCGGCCACCAUACUUAAGUAAUUAGCUACAAGUAAUCCAUGCAUCCUAGAUAUGUGUGUAGGACUUGUCUUGUUGUGCACCUCUUUUUGUCUCUUUCAUCCAGGUUGCUACUUUUCAUGGAUGCUGUGGUAAGUUUUACACAUUUGUCCAUGCAUCCUGAUUGGAUAUUAUUUCCUUUAAAUCAGCUAAACAUACAUUUCUAAAUGUUUAUAGCCGUCAUUUGUGGUCCCCCCAAACCCGCCCAAAUUCAAGUAAAACUUGGUUUCUUUGUUGGGUUCAUUUGGAAAGUGAUGGUUAUGCCCUUUCCAAACAGAAUUUUCCUUCAGGGCCCUGAUUACCAGUAAAUUGGAGCUGCGGCUUAUUGUCUACCAUCCUGUUCUUUUGUUUAUGCUAAUAAUGUUCAGCCCAACAUGUUUGACGGUAUGUACUAAUAUUGUGUAGUUAUCUCCAGUACACACUUGUUAUGCUGCUAUGCAUCUUGACCUCUUUUAAAGCUGGAUGACAACUGCUAGAAUUGGUAGUAAAUUCUUUGGAUUAACUGGACAAUGGUAAGAGUGAACUCAUCUAUACUACUUGAGUCCUUGUCCUACAGAGGUCCUAUGUGAUGUCUUUUUGUCCCAUACAAGAAUAUGCGCAAGUCCUACAGUGUCCUCUGGCAGUACAGUAAAAUGCAUAUAAGAUUAUAUAGCAAUAAAUACGUUUGCAGCGACUAUUUGGAAAAUCAGCCAUUUGCCCUGAGAGGAAAACAAACUUGAUUGUAAUCGAUAGGCAUUUAUUUGCACUGUUUUUGCUGAUGUUUUUGCACUGUUUCGUGACUUUAUCUUUGAAUUUCAGUCAAGGUAGUGUUUUUUUUUUCUUUUUUUUUUUUUUUAGAUCAGACUAUGAUUUUUCCUACACUGCUUUUUUACUGUCUUUUUGAGACAGUGCAUUGGGCUGCAAAGAAUAGGGGGAGGUAUUAGGUUUUAUGGAGGUGGCUGGUUCCCAUCCUCCAUCUCUGCUAAACGUAUCCCAUAUGCAUUUUAUUUUCAGAAAAGAAAUUGUUAAAACUUCAUUUGCUUUAUACUAUUAAGACAAUCAAGAAAUUUAUGUUAUAGCCAUUACAGUGUAAUUACUGUGUAAAAAGAGCAAGCAGUUUCUUGUAGUGGAAAAUAUUUUAAAUCUGC